GACGCCCAACUCGGACCCCGAGCCCGCGCCAUGGCGCUCCCCAGCCUCGCCUGCUGCCUGCUCGGCCUGCUGGCGCUCACCUCCGCCUGCUACAUCACCAACUGCCCCGUGGGCGGCAAGAGGGCGACCAUGGACUUCGACGUCCGCAAGUGUCUCCCCUGCGGCCCCGGGGGCAAGGGGCGCUGCUUCGGGCCCAGCAUCUGCUGCGGGGACGAGCUGGGCUGCUUCCUGGGCACGGCCGAGGCGCUGCGCUGCCAGGAGGAGACCUACCUGCCGUCGCCCUGCCAGUCGGGCCAGAAGCCGUGCGGGGACGAGGGCCGCUGCGCCGCCAACGGCAUCUGCUGCAGCCCCGAGAGCUGCGCCUACGAGCCCGCCUGCCGGGACGGCGUUGGCUUCCACCGCCGCGCGCGCUCCACGGAUAAGAGCAGGACCCAGCUGGACCGACCGACCGCGGCCUUGCUGCUGCGGCUGGUGCAGCUGGUGCGGGCACCUGACCCCGCCCCACCCGGUCUCCGCUGA
This is a messenger RNA of Phyllostomus hastatus (greater spear-nosed bat), 519 nucleotides long. RefSeq names its product oxytocin-neurophysin 1-like. The record is from RefSeq and is a predicted model, not a curated record. Gene Ontology annotation, molecular function: neurohypophyseal hormone activity. Gene Ontology annotation, cellular component: secretory granule; extracellular region. Lineage: Eukaryota; Metazoa; Chordata; Mammalia; Chiroptera; Phyllostomidae.